UUUUAGAAGGAACUUGGACAUCCAGCUGCCCCCGAAGAGUCUGGAGGAGCGGUGCAACCGGAUCCUGCGGAACAUGGAGGGCGCGCUGACUGCCCGGGACCGCGUGGGCGUCCAGGACCUGGUCCUGCUGGAAGCCCACACCAGCGAGACCGCCCUCCUGGACAACCUGAGGAAGCGCUUUCACGAGAACCUCAUCUACACCUACAUCGGAACACUGCUGGUCUCACUCAACCCUUAUAAGGAGCUGGACACCUACAGCAAGAAGCACAUGGACACCUACAUGGGGGUCAACUUCUUUGAGCUUCCACCUCACAUCUAUGCUCUGGCCGACAACGUGUUCCGCACAAUGCUGAGCGAGUUCAACAACCACUUCAUCCUCAUCUCGGGGGAGAGCGGCGCGGGCAAGACGGAGACCUCCAAGAAGGUGCUCCAGUACUACGCUGUCAGCUGCCCCAACACCAGCCUCCUGGACAACGUCCGCGACCGCCUGCUGCUGUCCAACCCCGUGCUGGAGGCUUUUGGAAAUGCCAAAACCCUGAAGAACGACAACUCAAGCCGGUUUGGAAAGUACAUGGACAUCCAGUUUGACCAUCAGGGAGGAGCCGUGGGGGGCCACAUCCUGAGCUACCUGCUGGAGAAGUCGCGGGUCGUGCAUCAGAACCACGGAGAGAGGAACUUCCACAUAUUUUAUCAGCUGGUGGCCGGGGGAGAUGACGAGCUCCUUCGCUGGCUGGGCCUUGAGAGGAACUGCCAGAACUACAGUUACCUGGUACAGGGGGAUUGUGCCAAAGUUACCUCUAUCAACGACAAGAGGGACUGGAAGAUCGUCAGGAGCGCCCUCUCCAUCAUAGAAUUCAGUGAGAAGGAUGUGGAGCAACUGUUUGCUAUAAUUGCAAGCGUGCUUCAUCUGGGGAACGUGAAGUUUGCAACUGACGCUCUGGGAUACGCUGUUCUCAAAAAUGUUCCAGAGCUACACUGGCUGUCAAAGCUGCUGGGGAUUCCUUCACAGGUGCUGCAACAGGGAUUAACUCACAAGAAGAUCGAAGCCAAAAUGGAGGAGGUGUACAGUCCUUUUGCUGUUGACCACGCGCUGUACGCCAGGGACGCCCUCGCCAAAGCCAUCUAUGGCCGAACCUUCAACUGGCUGGUGAACAAGGUCAACGAGUCAUUAGCUAACAAGGACUCAUCUAGGAAGACAGUGAUUGGCCUCUUGGACAUUUAUGGGUUUGAGGUUUUCCACGUGAACAGCUUUGAGCAGUUUUGCAUUAACUACUGCAACGAGAAGCUGCAGCAGUUAUUCAUCCAGCUGACGUUGAAGUCCGAGCAGGAAGAGUACCAGAUGGAGGGAAUCGAGUGGGAACCUGUGCCAUAUUUCAACAACAAGAUCAUCUGUGACUUGGUGGAGGAGAAGCACAGGGGGAUCAUCUCUGUAUUGGACGAGGAGUGUCUGCGUCCUGGGGAGGCCACAGACCUCACAUUCCUGGAGAAGCUGGAGGAGAAGAUGGGAGGCCAUCCUCACUUUGUGACACAUAAACUGGCCGAUCAGAAGACCAGGAAAACCAUGCAGCGAGGGGACUUCCGCCUCCUGCACUACGCAGGGGAAGUGACGUACUGUGUGGUUGGAUUCCUGGACAAAAACAAUGAUCUGUUGUAUAGAAAUGUUAAAGAGGUCAUGCGGCAGUCCAAGAACACCAUCAUCAAACACUGCUUCCCUUACACGGAGCCGGACAGCAAGAAAAGACCAGAAACGGUGGUGACCCAGUUCAAGGGCAGCCUGGCGGGCCUGACCGACGUCCUCAUGAGCAAAGAGCCGUGGUACGUCCGCUGCAUCAAGCCCAACGACGGCAAAAAAGCAGGCCGCUUCGACGACGUGUUGGUGAGGCAUCAGGUCAAGUAUCUGGGCCUCAUGGAGCACCUCCGGGUCAGGAGGGCCGGCUUCGCUUACCGCCGCAGAUACGACAUCUUCCUCGCCAGGUACAAGCCCUUGUGUCCGUCCACUUGGCCCAAAUGGAAAGGUUCGGCCUCUGAAGGCGUGCUCUGUCUGGUCAAACACCUGGGCUACAAACCCAAUGAAUACAAGAUGGGCCGGACCAAGAUUUUCAUCCGCCACCCCAAAACACUGUUCGCUACGGAGGACGCGUUUGAGCUCUGCAAGCAUGACCUGGCGACACGGAUCCAGGCCAAGUACAAAGGUUACCGGGCUAAAGGAGACUACCUAAAGCAGCGAGAAGCCGCCACUAAAAUUGAGAACUGUUGGAGAGGGAUGAUGGCCAGGAAAGAGAGGGACAAACGUGCAUGGGCUGUCAAGGUGAUCAAACGGUUCAUCAAGGGUUUCAUGAUGAGGAACCAGCCGGCUUGUAGUGACAACACAGAGUACCUGGCGUUUGUCAGACAGAACUACCUCACCAGGCUGAAGGGCAACCUGCCCAAAACGCUGUUGGACAAAAACAGCUGGCCGACCCCUCCUCCCAUCAUGCAAGAGGCUGCACAACUGUUGCACAUGCUUUACAUUCGCCACAUGGUACGGAAGUACGUUCGCAGUAUACCUGCCCAAAGAAAAACUCAGCUUCAAUUUAAAGCGCUCACCAGCUCCAUGUUCAAAGGGAAGAAGGAAAACUAUCCUUUCAGUGUUUGUCAACCGUUUCAGGACACCAGGAUAAGUGAGGGAGACAUCAACCUAAAGGUGCUGCAGACCAUUCGCCACGAGGGCAUCAAGUACAGCGUGCCCUUGGUGAAGUACGACAGGAACGGCUUCAGGCCUCGUCUGAGGCAGCUCAUCCUGACGCAGGCCGCCGCCUACCUGGUGGAGGAGGCCAAGAUCAAACAGAGGAUCGACUUCAACUCCCUUAAAGGUGUGUCAGUCAGCAACCUGAGUGACAACUUCCUAAUUGUCCAUGUGGUGUACGAUGAAACAAAGCAAAAGGGGGAUCUGAUUCUACAGUGUGACUACCUGUUUGAAGCCUUGACUAAGUUGUCUCACAUUAGCAACAAAGAAAGCUGUAUCAAAGUGGUCCAGGGCAGUGUGCGUUUUGAUAUCCAGCCUGGCAGAGAGGGGUUCAUUGACUUCAAGAGCGGUCAAGAAUCUAUGAUUUACAGGUCAAAGAACGGCCAUUUGAUGGUGGAAUCAACCAGAACCAGGUCAAGAUGAUCUCCGUGACAACAGAGGGAUGGCGCUGCUCUUCUCCUAAGGCCACCACCGACUUCAGAAACAGCCAUGUUCAAUCUGCCAUUCUGCCCAAUAAUUUGUACUAAUCAAAUGUAAAUCCAAAACGUGUAAACAAAGUAAAAACCAGUGUAAAUAUUACCACCAGUAGCUUAGCUAUAGAUGGGCAGAGAAGACUUCCAUAAGUCAGUCUGAUCCGACAAAAUUACUCUUCAAUGUGUCCUAUAUGCUUAUAGACACUUAUGCUUAGUAGCCACUCCAGGCUCACUAACAGUCGGUAGUGUUCAGGCAUCAUUGGAAGCAGAGUAUUUUUUUUUUUACCUUGGAAAGAAAUAAUGAGCAGUGAUAUCAAUGUAGAGAUACACAACUGUGUUUAGAACUUCCUUAGAACCUUUUUGAUGUCAUUUUAUUAUUUUAUGGGAGUAAGUAGUGCUGGAUAAUUUUAAAAAGUGUGAAGCCACUUUCGACAAUGUUAAAACUUUUGUAACUGCGUGUUACAAAAGUUCAUCUUUACAUUAAACAAUACUAGUACCUAUACAUUACCACCUAUGUGAGUUGUAUAUUACGUCAUUCUAGGAAAUGCGAUUAGCUUUUUUUUCAUGGAGAGCAACAGUGUUGGGGCUCUCAGAUUACUUUUUUAUGUUGUAACAAGUAAUGUAGCGUAUUAGCUUUGCAAUUCAAGCAAUCAGGUAUGUAGUACCCUGUUCAAUCAAGCAAUCCCAGACGCAUUUGCACUGUUUCCUUCAGACUCCUGCUUUGAUGGCCGCGUACGGUGCAUGUGUAGUGCCGUACCAUUUCAUAAAGCAGUACAA
Gadus chalcogrammus (walleye pollock) is the source of this 3975-nucleotide messenger RNA. RefSeq names its product myosin IHb (gene myo1hb). Bases 74 to 3148 code for a protein of 1024 amino acids. Lineage: Eukaryota; Metazoa; Chordata; Actinopteri; Gadiformes; Gadidae. Gene Ontology annotation, biological process: actin filament organization; vesicle transport along actin filament. The record is from RefSeq and is a predicted model, not a curated record. Gene Ontology annotation, molecular function: microfilament motor activity; ATP binding; actin filament binding. The transcript has 32 exons. Gene Ontology annotation, cellular component: cytoplasm; myosin complex; actin cytoskeleton.